AUGUCGCCACCUCUGAUGCGCUUCUUCACGCCCCCGCCAGAGUCCACCCACACCCACACCCCACCAUCCCCCGUCCCAGCCUUUGUCCGCGUCGCCGACGAACAGGCGCUGGACGGAGUCACAGAUGACGAGAUCGUCAAGUGGUGCUGCUACCGCGACGACGAGUUUAUGGACGCCGAGGACGAGGACGACGACGAAUAG
Cutaneotrichosporon cavernicola is the source of this 201-nucleotide messenger RNA. RefSeq lists its product as uncharacterized. The record is from RefSeq and is a predicted model, not a curated record. The transcript is spliced from 2 exons. Lineage: Eukaryota; Fungi; Basidiomycota; Tremellomycetes; Trichosporonales; Trichosporonaceae. The coding region runs from base 1 to 201 and encodes 66 amino acids.